GCAGUAAUUAGUUAACAUGAAGAUAUAAUAUUCAAGUUAUAAUGGAGUUAAGCGCAAGUGCAAACGAUGAAGAGGAACUCUCUCUCACGCUUCAGUUCUUGUUGGAAAACCCAGCGUUGCUUGGUCAUCAGGAUGUAAAUAAUAAUGAUGAAAAAUGCGAAGAAAAAUGUGGAGAAGCGAGCGAACAGACUGACCUUGCAUCGGCCUACCUUGGACCACAGAUAUGGAACGAUAUGCUGUUGUCAGAUGAUCUGAAACUUGAACCUGUGGACCUGGAUGAUUUAUUGAAGGAAAAUGACGUAAAUGGAGAGACAAGUGAGUUUCAGUUCCAGAUGUCACCAGCAUCUUCAUGUGUUUCAACCACCAGCUCAUCUGCAGAACCUCAGGAUUCGAGUCAGUUGUACCAGGACAUGCCUGGACUUGUAGCCGAGCAAACAUUCAGUGCAGCCACAUAUAACCAGCAGUGGAUCCACAACUCAUUCAAAAGCUCACAAACACCGUUGCAAAACCUCCCCAGUAAAGUAGAUUAUACACAGAAUGUUUACGCUAGAAGUCCAGAUCAUUACCCUAACUAUAAGAUGGAAAGCAACAAGCUUCGUGAGCAACAGAUGGCAAUUUACGCCGAUAUAAUGGCGGCAUCACCACACGGGAUCAAUAUUCCACCUUCGCCAACAAUGGAAAAACAACAACAACAACAACAACAACAACCAUCAACGUCCCAUGCAACAGAAGCAUCGGAUACAACAUCGAAUGACAACCAUAAGCCUCCCACCUACAAGUAUAACCCCGCUCCAUUGAUAUCAAUACCACCGAUUGAAAUACGAUUACCGACGCCGGUUAAAGUGGAUUUCACGCCGAGCUCGGCAGAUGUUCUUAUUUCGACCCCACAGUCGGAAAGUGGUGAAAUCAAUGAAUUCAAUCCAUGCACACGUCAGUUCACGGAUGAUGAAUUGAAACCAAAACCGAUGGUUCGCAAAUCCCGGAAAGUUCACGUUUCAUCCGACAGUAAGGAUGUAAAAUACUGGAAUCGUCGCAAUAAAAAUAACGUGGCAGCAAAACGGUCACGGGAAGCGCGGAGAAUUAAGGAGAACCAGAUCGCGAUGAGGGCAAACUUUCUUGAGAAAGAAAACGAGUCGUUGAAGAUGGAAGUGGCUGAUCUGAGAUCUGAAUUAAAGCGAGUUAUGAACACACUGCGGGUUUAUGAGAAGGAAAUCAUCCACUAAUGUAUUGCGCUGUACAAAUUAUUCUGCUUUCAAUCUGUUGCAUCUGAUCACGAAGACAGGAUAGUGUUCCACUAAUUGUAACUUUAUUUUGUGCCUACUUUUUCUGCUUUGUACAAAUUAUGUGUAUGUUGCCACAGUUUAGAAAUAUGUAUAUAUCGUCAGAAAUAUUGAGCUUAAUGUGUUAAGAAUAUUAGUGACAAUAGGCGCCUAACAUGGGUAUGCAGGGUAUGCAUUCAUGCCCCGGAAUGAAUUAUGAUACCCUAUAUGUGUAAACUAGGUGCACAUAGUAACAUGUUAAUUGCUGAUAACUUAAUAUUCCAAAUACCCUGGUUUUCCAAAGGAUCAGCGCUUAUGUAAGUAAAACUUUCUCAGCCCAAUUUAUUCCAUAAUUUUCUUGCAAUUUUUCCUUUUCUUGAGUAAUUGUACUGUUAUAAUUCCAUUUAAAGAUUUUGUUAUAAUUUAUUUUAACUCUUUUUUUUUCUAUAUCUAUAUGCUUGAUGACAAUUUUGUAAAAAUCUUAAGAUCAAAAGUUUUUAACAACUUUCACGCUUUGUAUAUUAAGCUCACAGCAAAACAAGAGCCACAAAACACGGAUGUCGUAAACCAAUCAACAGUUUACUGAAAAUGAAAAUUUUUUAUUUUGAAUGUGAGAUAUUUUUUCUAAUAUGUUUCUACC
Ciona intestinalis (vase tunicate) is the source of this 1899-nucleotide messenger RNA. NCBI's taxonomy places the organism in Eukaryota, Metazoa, Chordata, Ascidiacea, Phlebobranchia, Cionidae. The record is from RefSeq.